Molecule: messenger RNA, 798 nt
Organism: Panicum hallii
Lineage: Eukaryota; Viridiplantae; Streptophyta; Magnoliopsida; Poales; Poaceae
Exons: 1
Coding region: 131-649 (172 amino acids)
Source: RefSeq, a predicted model, not a curated record
UCCUCCGCUUUUUCUGCCCGUCACUGCACCCAUCUGUUCCUAUCCCCUCUCCCCCUGCUUCUCUCUCUCUCAUCUGUUUCUUUCUUGCUCCUCCGAUCGAGGCAAAAGGCGAGAGCAAUAUAUAUCAAGGAUGGCGAUGGCCGAUCACGAGGCGCCGGAGUUCAGCAGCGGCACCUCGCUCCUCGUUUGGGACUGCGGCAGCGCGCUCUACGACUCCUACGAGCUCGCCGCCUUCACGCGCCAGCUCGACGCCGCCGUGCUCGCCUGCGGCCGGUCGCUCUCCAUGCCGCACCUCCCCUCUGCAGCAGCACCGCCGCCGGCCGACGCCCAGCUGCAGGGUGCCGGCCGGCGCAGGAGAAGGCGGAGCCUGCCCGCGCUGCUCCGGAGGCUGUUCUCCAAGGUGCUGAGGCUGCGGCUGCCAGCCCCCGGCGCGGCGCGGGGCGCGCCCUACCGGACGGGGGAUGAUGGAGCCGGGUCGCCGUGGUCCGGCGCACUGACAUCCAUCCCGGAGGAGCAGAGCUCCAGCAGCCCUGAGAUGGGGUCGUCCCCAGUGGAGCCCGGCACGAGAGCGCUGCGGAAGACGCAGUCGGAGCGCUUCAUCGGCGGCAAGACGGCGGCGUCCGUGGUGCAAUUCGAGGUCGUCUUGUAGCUACUAUGUAUGCAAAGUAUGUGCACAGUAUUCAGUGUAGUAUGUUUAGCACUGUUUGUAUAAAUUAUAGUGGCAACAAAUUAAGUCGUUGUGACAUUAAGAACAAUUCAUGUGCGAGAACUGCAUUCAUCUCUGCAGUGCUGCAACGU